Carassius auratus (goldfish) is the source of this 1137-nucleotide messenger RNA. RefSeq names its product protein RTF2 homolog. Gene Ontology annotation, biological process: mitotic DNA replication termination. The transcript is spliced from 4 exons. The record is from RefSeq and is a predicted model, not a curated record. Gene Ontology annotation, cellular component: nucleus. The coding region runs from base 16 to 483 and encodes 155 amino acids. NCBI's taxonomy places the organism in Eukaryota, Metazoa, Chordata, Actinopteri, Cypriniformes, Cyprinidae.
UAUUAAUUAAUAUUCAUGUUCUUCUUCUUCUUUUUUUUUUUUUUUAAGUGUGGAGAUCCUUUCCAAGAAGACAACCUUGUGAUGCUGAAUGGGUCUAAGGAUGAGGUGGAGAAGCUACAGAAGGCCAUGGAGGAGCACCGAUUAAAGGCUAAAAGUGCAAAAAAAUCUAAGAAGAGCAGAGAUACUAAAGUCUCCAAGUCACUGGAAUCAACAGGAAGCUGUGACACCUCAGAGACUCGAGUCUACAUCACUGAACGGAGAAGGCAGCAGUGGAAGCUGCGGUCUCCGGGACCGUCCACAUCCGGCGAGUGCUCUAAGAUGUUAAAGGCCCCCGCGGGACCCAUCGCUGGCAGUAAGAGAUCCAUCCAGGAAAUGAAGGACAAAUCUGAGACCUACAAGUCACUCUUCACCUCCCACAGCUCAGCCAAACGUACCAAAGACCAGACGUCCAACUGGGUCACACACACACCUUACCACUUCUGAGUGUGCUCUUCUUAGUGAAGCUCGCUCUCUAGUGGCCAGUUUUUGUAGGAGCAACAUUUUGACUGAUGGAUUGAUGCAUUGUUUUAAGCAGAUUUCUUUUUUCACCAUUGCAUUUUAUUUUCCUUAAUAUUAUCUUAAUUUAGUUGCAUGCUUAAGUGUUUAUUCUAGUAAACCCAUGUUGGCUUGAGUGUCAAAUGUCUUUUCUAUUAACAUUUUUUGACUGGAUUGUGCUUUGAUGCAGCAUCUUGUUUUAAAACUACUUUAAUUCAGGAUUAAACAUGAAAUGUAUUCCAGUAAAAAUCUUAAAGACCGAUAACUAUGUUUUCCUCCUCAAGAGCAUAAACACAUGCUGAGCGUUUCUUCUUACGGUAUCACACAAAUAACCUACUAGUUACAGUUAUGUAUUGUACUUUAAAAAAUUUUUUUUUUAUUUUUUUUUUUGUGAACAAUAAAGGUCAGAUCUGGGAGAAAUCGUGCGUUGUUUCGGUCAAUUUGUCAGUGAAGACCCUCAAUACUGUUUUUGACCACAGGGUGGCAGUAUAUGUCUAAGAAUAAGCGCCGCCGCAGUCAAACAGCAUGAGAUCUGAUGUAGUUGUCUGUUUCUUGGCUUUUUGCAGUUCCCCACAGGUGCAUAAAUAAAAUCCAGAUUCUACA